UCAUUUCAUUAUAUUAUUUCAUUUAUUUUACAGAACGAAUGAUACAACCAUUUAUAUUUACUAAUUUAAUAAUAAAUAAUAUUAGUGAUAAUAAUAAUAAAUUACAAAAAAUCAAUAAUCAAUCUAUAAUUAUUAACUAUAAUAGAUCACAAUCAAUAUUUAAUAAUAAUAAUAAUAAUAAUACUAUACAGAAUUUAUUACAUUCAACAGAUUUAUCUUUGGACGAUUCUAGCCAAAAUCAAUAUUAUAACGAUAACAUUUUAGAUGAAGAUUUUGAAGAGAAAUUGAACGAUUUUCCAAACAAUGAAAUAGAACAUCUCAAUGAUAGUUUCGAAACUAAUUUCCCAGUAAAUGAACCAUCUAAUGAAUUAUAUUCACCUGUGAAUACAAUCUUAUCUAAUUUAAGUAAACAACAAGUUGACAUAAAUCUGGAUUCUAAUACAAAUUUACGAUUUGUUAAAUACUUUGUUGGAGAAACUAUUCGAAUGCGUUGUAUCAUACCCGAAGGAUCUCAUGUGAUAAUGUGGAAUAAAAUUGGUGAAGAAUAUCCACUUACAAUAGGUAAUCAUAGAUUUAUUCCAGAUAAACGAAUUAGUAUUAAACAAAAAUCAUCAAAUAAAUGGAUAUUACGAAUAAUUAAAGCUAAAUUAACUGAUAGUGGCUUAUAUACUUGUACGAUUAAAUCUAUCCAUAAAGAAGAUAAUAUUAUAAAGGAUAAUUCUAAUGUACAAAACAAUAAUGAUCAGAUAAUAAAUCAAACGAAUAUGAAUGUAACAUUGGCUAUUAAACAAAUGAAUAAUCCUGAUUAUUAUAUAUCUGUAGUGGAACCACGAUCCAAAGAAGCGAAACAAGCAAAUAUUACUGUUGUAUCUGAUAAUUUUAUUUUUAAAAAUAGAACACUUACUGUCACUGGACCACGUGUAGUCUACUAUGGCAGUCCGUUGGAAUUAAAAUGUUAUGCAAAGUUUUCAAUUGAUGUUCGAGCAUCCGGUUACGAAAUACUUUUAGAAUGGUAUCAUCAUGGUGUUCGAAAGUCCUCGGAUCCAUUUAAAUCUGGUGGUGUGUACAUAGAACAAAAAUGGUUAGAUCCGAAAACACUUGAGAGUCGUUUAUUUAUAAAGUGGGCAAGUGAAUCGGAUACUGGACAGUGGAUAUGUUUAGAACGGUACAAACCAAGUGAAAAUAACACUGAACAUGAUUCUUCACAUAUGAUUCAUUUAAAUCCAAUACAUAAAAGCUUAUUAUCAAAGGAUAGAAUUCAAAAUAAUCGUUUACCGGUUUCAUCUGUUUCAAAGAAUCGGCCUUUGUCUUCAACAUCUCCGUUAUUACCCACUUCAAGAAUAAUGUUUGGAAGAAUAGAAGUAGAAAUUAUUGAUAUAUCAAAAGCUUCAAUCCAUUUAAAUGGGCUAAGAUCAAAAGAUAUAAAUUAUAUGUAUAGUAAUACUGGUUCCAAUUGUAAAUUACAUCAGUCCAUAAUCAGUAACAUCACUUAUUUAUACAACAUUAAAUGGUUGUUUAUAAAAAUAUGUUUAUCCAUGAUCAUUUUAAACUAUUUUUUAUAAUAAGCCUAGUAACAGAUAAUCUAUCUGUUCAUUUCAC
This is a messenger RNA of Schistosoma intercalatum, 1599 nucleotides long. Lineage: Eukaryota; Metazoa; Platyhelminthes; Trematoda; Strigeidida; Schistosomatidae. The record is from the annotation of a GenBank genome assembly.